Molecule: messenger RNA, 1170 nt
Organism: Aureobasidium subglaciale EXF-2481
Lineage: Eukaryota; Fungi; Ascomycota; Dothideomycetes; Dothideales; Saccotheciaceae
Exons: 2
Coding region: 1-1170 (389 amino acids)
Biological process (GO): ketone body biosynthetic process; L-leucine catabolic process
Molecular function (GO): hydroxymethylglutaryl-CoA lyase activity
Source: RefSeq, a predicted model, not a curated record
AUGCGUCCUUUGGCACACGCCAGACUACCCAGGGCUCUGAGCAGACGAUGCUUCUCAAUUACUCCCAAACGAUCUGCGGACCAGGUCAGAAUCGUUGAAGUCGGUCCCAGAGAUGGUCUUCAAAACGAGAAGUCAUCCAUCUCGCCAGAAACUAAGAUCGAACUGGUCAGGAGACUUGCUGCAACUGGACUUAGGACUAUUGAGGCUGGCUCUUUUGUUCAUCCCAAGUGGACUCCACAAAUGGCCAGUUCGGACAAAGUCUUGCAAAAUAUCUUGCAACAACCACCCCAAACUGCUCAACCUAUGACUUAUCAGUGGUUGUUGCCGAAUAUGAAGGGCUUGGAUACCUUCGUAUCUACUCAUGCCCAGACCUCUUCCAGAGGAAGUGAAUCAUACUCUACACCUCCAUCAUCUCCAAUCCACGAUCGCGGUCCUGCUCAGAACACUUCUACUCAGAACCCAAAUGACAUGCCCUCUGCAACCUCUGGUGCUGCUGCAAUGGAUGCAAAAUCAAGCAUUGGACAACCAAAACACGAGGUCUCAAUAUUUCUUGCAGCCACCGAGUCCUUCUCACAGAAGAACACGAAUUGCAGUAUUGCCGAAUCCCUCGAGAAAUUCCAGCCUCUAAUCACCACUGCUAGAGAUAAGGGCUUUGGUGUACGUGCCUACAUAUCUGUGGCUCUGGGCUGCCCAUUCGAAGGGCCUGAUGUCGACCCACACAAAGUUGCAGAAUUAGCUGCUAGUCUUCUUGAGAUGGGAGCGGAUGAGAUCUCGGUAGCAGACACUACAGGCAUGGGCACAGCACCUCGCACGAGAGAGCUAUUGCGUACUCUGUCCGCAGCUGGCAUUCGCAAUGACGAUCUAGCCCUGCAUUUCCAUGACACUUUUGGCCAGGCUAUGGUAAAUACUAUGGUCGGACUUGAGCACGGUAUCCGUACCUUUGAUUCAGCUGUCGGUGGUCUCGGUGGUUGCCCUUAUUCGCCAGGCGCUACUGGCAACGUCGCGACCGAGGACUUGGUAUACUCUCUAGAAAGUCUAGGAGUCAAUACCGGUAUUGAUCUUCCUGAGAUCAGUAAGAUAGGGGACUGGAUCACAAGCGAGAUCGGCAAACCGAACGAGAGCCGAGCAGGAAAGGCUUCCCUCGCCAAACUCAGACGCGCCUCGGAGUAA